Messenger RNA from Nilaparvata lugens (brown planthopper), 1072 nucleotides. RefSeq names its product basic salivary proline-rich protein 1-like. Bases 64 to 948 code for a protein of 294 amino acids. Lineage: Eukaryota; Metazoa; Arthropoda; Insecta; Hemiptera; Delphacidae. The transcript has 2 exons. The record is from RefSeq and is a predicted model, not a curated record.
GAUGAGAUACUAGCUCAAGCUGCUGCUAAACGCAAUGCGGAUUAUGAGAGAAAUAUUUCCUCUAUGCUUGAAUCUCAUGGAACCUAUCCAAUGGAACUUAUGGAACUUAUCCAUCCUUAUGGAGAAGAACCUGGUGAAGCUAUAGCAACUCAGACACUCAAUCAUGAAAAUCAAACACUUUACUCCUUGCUUGAAGAGAUUCAACCUGUAAUAGAUAGAACACAUGUUGGAACUGACUUUGUUCAGGCUCCAGUGGAUGAUACACUACUCCUAGUUGAAGCUAAUGCAGCUCAGAGACCAGACAAUGAUGUGCACACUAUUGUUUCCAUGAAUGAACAAUAUGUUCAAGAUCCAGUAGAUGACCCGCAAAUUGAAGUUCCAGAAAUAGACUAUAAGAUGGACACCACCGUCCUACCUUCAUCAUCGACCAACCCACUUACAGGAUUCCCUGCGCUUCCAGCCUCCCCACCAGGGCCUCCAACAAAACCACUCACAGGAUCUUCUGAGCUACCUGCUCUCCCACCUAUUGACAUAGCCGUGAUGAAUCGGCCACUUCGGUCACGGAGACCACCGCGAUGCUUCUCACCUCAAACAUGGCCGAGACGGCGAUCAAGACCACGGAGACGAACAGCACGCAACAUCAAGUUGGCUCAGAGAUCUGAGUCACAGGUACCACCGCCAGGCAACACUGGGAACAAUCAGCAAUCGCAGCCACAGGAGCCACCUGCAGACAACACUGAGGUGACUCGGCGAUCUCAGCCACGGAGAACACCGCCAAGCAACACUGAGGUUGCUCAGCAAUCUCAUCCACGGGGACCACCACCAGGCAACACUGAGGUUGCUCAGCAAUCUCAUCCACGGGGAUCACCACCAGGCAACACUGAGGUUGCUCGACGUUCUCGGCCACGGAGACCACAGCCUCAGGCUUUGGAACCUGAAGUUUCCUAGAUGGCUCCAGCUGAUAGUAUGAUGCAGUAACGAGCUCGUCAAUACAUACAGCUCAGCCAAGAAGAGAUGAGUGAGGAGAAAAUGAACCAAAAAAAAAACAACCAAGCGAACUCUUCAACCAAAC